Huiozyma naganishii CBS 8797 is the source of this 945-nucleotide messenger RNA. It is a transcript of the gene APD1, whose product is annotated as Apd1p. The coding region runs from base 1 to 945 and encodes 314 amino acids. Lineage: Eukaryota; Fungi; Ascomycota; Saccharomycetes; Saccharomycetales; Saccharomycetaceae. The record is from RefSeq and is a predicted model, not a curated record. The transcript has a single exon.
AUGGGUGUGCUUGAUAUAUGGGGAGGUGGUGCGAAACGUAGGGCUGUGGCUGAUGGGGAGCGGGCUGCGAUAGAGCGGGAGAUUAAACUGUGUGAUCGGGAUCCCGAGAAGGUCUGUGCGGACUGCACGAGCGGUGGUGAGUCCAGUGACGACGAGGACGAGAAGAGGGUGAUUUUGAAGGGCGAAGAGGUUUUCGCCCGGCUGGAGAUCGAUACUGAGUCGCGCCUGUUCAACAGCUCAAAGGUGCCAGCAGUGCACUUCGUAGUCCCGACGUCGCAGGUCGAUUGGAAGCACGAUGCGUGCUCGGAGAGGGAGGGGUCCGUGCAGCACAAGAUCUCGCUGUGGUGCGAAAGACAGGACUUGGGGCAGUCCAUGUCUUGCAACGUCACGUCUUUACCGAUAGACAUCAUGAACAUCGACGUGAUGCGAGGCGCUAGGAAUAACGUUCUUGUGUUGCCCCAUUUCGUGUGGAUCCAGGAUUUGGAUGCCCGGACAGUCGACGAGACUCUCGACUCGCUCGUACCGGACCUAAUGGACACAGCGGUCAAGAGGCCCGGUCUCUUGCAAAAACACCAGAACCUGACAGAGGCCAAAGAGGACAGCUUCGUGUUCAUUUGCUCGCACACAACAAGGGACAAGAGGUGCGGUGUCACCGCGCCCUACAUGCGGCAAGUCUUCGAGAGAGAACUGCAAAAGCACGGGUUGUUCAGGGACAACUCCGAUUUACGGCCGCAGGGCACAAACGUUCAAUUCACAAACCAUGUAGGCGGCCACAAGUUCGCGGGAAACGUUCAGAUCUACUUGAAGAAGUUCAACACGCUGGUCUGGCUGGGGAGGGUCACGCCAAAACAUAUCCCAGCGAUCGUGCAGAACUUGAUCGCGACAGACCCUCCACAGUUGCCCUUCCCUGAGAAGGUCAGGUGUAUCAGGAAAUACGAAUGGUGA